AUGCCUAGAGAUCCUCUCAUUGGUAUUGUUGGGAAGCCAUCUUCAGGAAAGUCAACGACUUUGAAUUCUUUGACUGAUGCGGCCGCACAGGUAGGCUCUUUUCCUUUCACAACGAUUGAACCCAAUAGAGCUACUGGAUAUCUGCAAGUGGAUUGUGCUUGUGCUAGAUAUGGCCUGGAAAAACGAUGCAAGCCCAACUACGGGUGGUGUAUCAACGGUAAAAGACACAUUCCAAUCAUGCUCUUGGAUGUUGCCGGGUUGGUACCUGGUGCUCAUUCAGGAAGAGGUUUGGGCAACAAGUUUUUGGACGACCUUAGACAUGCAGACGCAUUGAUACACGUUGUAGACGUUAGUGGUACCACGGACUCAGAGGGUAAAAAUACAAGAGGCUACGACCCGUUGUACGACAUAGAGUGGCUUCAAGAUGAAAUACGAUUGUGGAUCGAAGGCAAUUUGGAGAAAAGAUGGGGCUCCAUCGUUCGCAGACACACUGCCACCAAAUCUAGUGCUGUAGACACGUUACAAGCGCAAUUUGGUGGAUAUGGGUCGCAUGCGUCGAUGAUACAGCGUGCUUUGCAACGAAUCCAAGGACUGCCACCUUUGGAGCAAUGGGAUAAAGAAUGGAUCACCAAAGUAGUUAAAUCCUUUAUGAUGGAGAAGUUCCCUACAGUAUUAGGUCUGAACAAGAUUGACCACCCCGAUGCGGAUAAAAACGUCUCCAAAAUUAUGUUGAAGUAUCCAGAAACCAAGGCUAUUCUUUGUAGCGCAAUCACUGAGGUUUUCUUGAGAAAGCUGCAAAAACAAGGUUUCAUUCGCUAUGAGGAAGGCACGGAGUUUGUCGAUACCUGUGAGGACGACCCUGAAACCUUGAAGGUCCUGGAUGACAAGCUACUACAGCGGAUCGAGAAUAUCAGAGACUUAGUGCUGUACCGGUUUGGUUCAACCGGUGUGGUUCAAGUUUUACAAGCCGCUGCUGACACCUUGGAUCUGAUACCGGUAUACACCGUAAGAAAUAUCAGCACUUUCACCGGCAAUCACGGCGAAGAGGUUUUUAGAGAUUGUUUUUUGAUUAAAAGAGGUACGACCGUCGGUAAAGUGGCGCGCUACGUUAUGGGCGAAGUCACCAUCGCCGCAGUUGAGACCGUGAACGGGGUAAGAGUAAGUGAAGACGCCAUUGUGGAAAAGGGCCAAAAUGACAUUUUGACGUUCAAACUGGCACCCAAGAGCGUUAAUUGA
This is a messenger RNA of Lachancea lanzarotensis, 1236 nucleotides long. RefSeq names its product LALA0S06e00540g1_1. NCBI's taxonomy places the organism in Eukaryota, Fungi, Ascomycota, Saccharomycetes, Saccharomycetales, Saccharomycetaceae. Gene Ontology annotation, cellular component: cytoplasm. The record is from RefSeq and is a predicted model, not a curated record. Gene Ontology annotation, molecular function: GTP binding; ATP hydrolysis activity. The coding region runs from base 1 to 1236 and encodes 411 amino acids. The transcript has a single exon.